UCCACUAGAAACUCAAAUGCAUCGAUACACACUCUCCUCAUCUUCACUACCUCUUCCUCAAACCCACCAACCAAAUCCUCAUCCAAAACCCCCACUACAAAACCCUCUUCUACACACCUUCAAAACCCCAUUUGAACUCAAACAAUUUCACACCCAAAUCAUCAAAACAAACACACCCAUAUCUAUACUCCAACUUACCCAUAUAGCCUCCAUUUGUGCACUCACUCCCAGCUUCCCAUACGCUACAAAACUCAUUCAACUCUCUUGCACUAACGAGACUGACAUAUGGAACCAUUGUUUGAAACAAUUAGCUGAUAGUGAUACCCCUAAUAAUGCUGUUCGUUUGUUCAUUCAAUUAUGCACGCAAGGUGUUUGUUUAAAUGCUUUUAGUUUUUCGCAUUUUAUUAAAGCUUGUACGAGACUUGAGGACGGGUUAUAUGGGAAGAUUGUUCAUGGGUUUAUUGAGAAACAUGGGUUUCAAUCCAAUUUGUAUUUGCUAAAUGGUAUGGUGCAUUUGUAUGUGGUUUCGGGUGAGUUUGAGAGUGCGCGCCAAUUGUUUGAUAAAAUGCCUGACCGAGAUGUUGUUACGUGGAACAUAAUGAUUAAGCAUUUGGUGAAAAGGGGGGAUGUGGAUGAGGCGUAUGCGUUGUUCGGUAGGAUGCCGGAGAGGAAUGUGAGGUCGUGGACGGCUAUGAUCAUGGGGUUUGUUAACAUUGGAAAACCGAAGGAAGCGAUUGAGCUUUUUAAUAAGAUGGAAGAGGAAAAUGUACGUCCGAAUGAGGUUACGGUGGUGGCGGUUCUUGCAGCGUGUGCGGAUCUUUGCGUGCAUGAUUUAGGGAAAAAGAUUCAUGAGUUCUCGAACCGAAGUGGGUUUAAAACAAACGUUCGCAUUUGCAACACGUUGUUGGAUAUGUACAUUAAAUGCGGAUGUCUAGAAGCGGCUCGUAGUGUUUUCGACGAGAUGGAGGAGCGAACGGUUGUGUCGUGGUCGGCUAUGAUCCAAGGGUUAGCGAUCAACGGAAAGGGCGAGGAAGCUUUAACGUUAUUCUCCAAGAUGAUCGAUUUACGAAUCAAACCAAACGCGGUAACAUUUAUCGGACUCUUACAUGCUUGUAGCCACAUGGGGAUGGUAAACGAGGGCCACGAGUAUUUCACCAGCAUGAGUAAAGAUUACGGUAUAGUUCCCCAAAUCGAACACUACGGUUGUAUGGUUGAUCUUCUCAGUCGGGCCGGGUUACUCAAAGAAGCGCGUGAGUUCAUAAAAAGUAUGCGUGUUAAACCAAACGGGGUGGUAUGGGGCGCACUUCUUGGCGGCUGCAGGGUCCACAAGAACGUUGAAUUGGCCGAAGAAGUGAUCGAACAUCUUCUUGAACUAGAUCCGCUUAACGAUGGGUACUAUGUUGUUUUAUCGAACAUUUACGCAGAAGCUAAGAGGUGGGAAGAUGCUGCAAGAGUGAGAAAGUUGAUGAGAGAGAAAGGCGUGAAGAAAACACCCGGGUCAAGUUCAAUUUCCGUUAACGGUGUAGUGCAUGAGUUUGUGGCUGGAGACGAGUCUCAUCCGCAGACCGAAGCGAUACAAGAAAGAUGGGAGAAGUUGUUAGAAGAAAUGAGGUUGAGAGGGUAUGUACCGAACACUUCGGUUAUUGUUCUUGACAUAGAAGAGAGCGAAAAAGUCAAAUUUGUAUUGCGACAUAGUGAAAAGUUAGCGGCUGUGUUUGGUUUAAUUAAUACAGCGAAGGGAACUCCGAUUAGGAUCAUGAAGAAUCUUCGUGUUUGUGAAGAUUGUCAUGCUGCUUUGAAGUUGAUUUCGGAGAUUGUUGAUAGGGAGAUAGUAGUAAGGGAUAGGAACCGGUUUCAUUGCUUCAAAAAUGGUGUGUGUUCGUGCAAAGAUUAUUGGUAAUGGAAUCACUCUCGUGUUGCUUGGUUGCGACAUAAGGGAACUUGUAAUUGCGGUCCUGCAUGCAUUGUAUUUUAUCUCAAACUGGUCAAAUGCAUAUAGUCGAAGUUUAGCUAAAGGGACAAAACGCGGUGUAUGAUUUGGCUCUAAUCGAUUUUGUUAGAUUCUUAUCGUGGUGAUAUUGUUCUUGUAAUCAUACGUUAACGUUGUUUAUUUAUUAAAAAUUUGUAAUUUUUUUUUGCA
This is a messenger RNA of Helianthus annuus (common sunflower), 2140 nucleotides long. Its product is annotated as pentatricopeptide repeat-containing protein At5g66520. Gene Ontology annotation, molecular function: RNA binding; zinc ion binding; protein binding. The coding region runs from base 17 to 1900 and encodes 627 amino acids. Gene Ontology annotation, biological process: RNA modification. The record is from RefSeq and is a predicted model, not a curated record. Lineage: Eukaryota; Viridiplantae; Streptophyta; Magnoliopsida; Asterales; Asteraceae. The transcript has a single exon.